Molecule: messenger RNA, 3015 nt
Organism: Stegodyphus dumicola
Lineage: Eukaryota; Metazoa; Arthropoda; Arachnida; Araneae; Eresidae
Product: putative G protein-coupled receptor AH9.1
Biological process (GO): G protein-coupled receptor signaling pathway
Cellular component (GO): membrane
Molecular function (GO): G protein-coupled receptor activity
Source: RefSeq, a predicted model, not a curated record
UUUUGAUUGUAAAUGUCAUGCAAACCUAGACUGAAAAAUAAACUGGUGAUACAAGCUUAAACCUAUGCUCAUUCUGAAGCGUAUCCAUCUAAUCAAGAAACUACUGGAAGCUGUCUGUUGUUUUGAAGGAAGACUGAUGUUUUUCUGCAUAUAAAUUGUAGGCAAUACGUUAUGGGUGAAUGUCCAACUCCAAGCAUCCAUGUUGGAAAUACAGAAACAAACUCUACCGUCUUGGGCAACGUAACUUUACUUGCUGGAUCUAAUGCCGCACUUCAAAGCACUACUAACGAAAGUGUGGAAAAAUUAAAAUUCAUCGCUUAUGGCAUCGUGAGCUCCGUCAUCAUAGCCCUUGGAAUAUUGGGUAAUUCUAUCAAUUUAGCCGUUCUCACUAGGCCUAAUCUCAAAGGAGUUACAUUCGUCUAUCUUACAUGGCUUGCCAUCUCCGAUCUCAUGUCUCUUGUGGUGAGUUUGAGUUCUAUGUUCAGACUUCAUGGCAUGCAACCCAGGACAUACACUGCAGCUGUGUACUAUUCUCAUAUCGAAAUGCCCCUUGUGAAUGCCUUUAUGGCAAGCAGCGUAUUCCUAGUUGUAGCAUUAACUAUUGACAGAUACUUCUCUGUGUGCUUGCCAACACGAUUUAAAGAAAUGCAUAACUCUCAACGUGCGAAGCGCUCGAUACUAGCGGCUUAUAUCUCUGCUUUCGUUUUGUACAUACCAAUAUGUUUUCAAAAGAAACCGGUGGCAGUGCCAGUGCCAUUCACCGACAAAAUUGAAUAUAUAGCCUGCGAAUACACGCCAGUGGCGUCACAUACUGCUUUUAAAGCGUAUCUCAUGGUUAAGGAAGUGAUUGUGAGACUUGGCCCUGUUGUGCUGUUAGCAGUUAUGAAUACAACCAUCAUAAUAACUUUCCGAAAAACGUUGAGUAAAAGGAGAGAGAUGCUUAGUAUGCCAAAUGCCAAUUCAGCCACUCAUCAGCAGAGAGAUGGAAACAAGAAAUACAGAGAAGAGCAAAGACUUAUCAUAUUAUUAGCUGGUAUUGUGAUACUCUUCUUCAUCAGCAUGACGCCAGCUGCCAUUUUAACUAUACUGAAUAGUGACGAUAAAGAAUUCAAUUUUGGCUUUCAGUUAUUCAGAGCCAUUGCUAAUGUUUUAGAGCUGUCGAACUACGCGAUGAAUUUUUAUGUUUAUUGCAUGUGCAGUUCCGAAAUUCGAAGGACUUUCGUGGCAUUAGCAACUUGCACGAAACUUACACUUUACGCAAGUUCUGCAAGUAGUAAACCAUCAGUGGACAGUAGCAAUAAAUACUAAAGAAGAACAUUCUUAUGGAUAAUUCAGUAGUUUUACCUAUGCUUAGUUCACGGAUUACUGUUUCAUAUGGUUUUUAAAUUAUAAAUAUGAUGUAUCAGAUGCUUAUUAUAUGUAUAUUGUGGCAUCAAAAUGUCUAAUGGCAGAUGAUUUUUAACUUUAUUGAUAUAAGAGAUUAUACUGAUUGAAUUACUGAGAAUUAAAGAUACAGGGUUUGGUGAAAUAAUAGUGAAGCUAAUUCAAUAAAAACAGUUACCAGUAUUUGGUUUCGUAUAUGAAAAUGUAACAAUUACUUUACUUCGGGCAUGAAACAUAUCUUGAUUUGGGAUAUCAGGAAUAUCUUAUACGUUUGUGUACAUAAUGUAGUAGGUAUUCAUAAAAAAUAGUUUCAGUAUUAAAAUUGUAGUUAUUUUUAUUCUGUAUGUUAUACAGCGUAUGCAUCUUAGUUGAAAUUUUUAAAUGACAGUUAAUUUGAUUUCUCGGAUUUUUGACACACAUGAUAUUAAAAAAAAGAACUUUAUAAUAUCAUGUGUGUCAAAAACUACUGUUAAGGAUGGGUUAGUGGAGUUUACACGAAAUACAGACAUGUUUAUAAGAAUCCACUGAGGGUUUCCUGAAUUUUGUAUUAAUGUAUUGAGAAAAUAAAUUGCUUUACGCAAAAUAUUUUAAGUAAGAAUUUUGAUCUCAUUUGCAUUUAAAAUUACUGAGUUAUUUAUAAAUUAAUUUUCAAGAAUUUUAUUUUGAAAAACAUAAUCUUAGAUUGCAAUAAAUAGUCAUUAAUAUUUAGAAAUGAAGAGUUAUUUCAUUUAUAUUUUUUUUAGACUUUUCUGGUGGUGAAAUUUAUCACACUCUAUCAUACUUACAUUUCAUGAAGAAUGAUAUUUAAUAACGCCAUUUAGCUUUAUUAUCAUAUAAAAGAACUCGCGUGUUAAAAAUGUAACAAAUGCACUUUAGUAUAAUAAACAGUUAGUAUUGACUGACAUAUUAAUUGAAACAUGUACAGUUUCUGUUUACUUAAAUAAGCUGACAGACGUAUUUUAAAAGUAAUUAAUUGAAUUCGAUACUUAAAAUACCUGUUUACAUAUUUCUCCCUGAUAAAUUGCGAAGAAAAUUACGAAUUCCUGUAAAGUAAUCAAAUUACAUAUUUUAGCCAAAGGCACUGAGUAAAUUACAUGAAAAUAUAGUCCAUGCACAUCAAAUUUCCGAACAAAUACUUGUUACACAUAUUUGUAAUCAUCAUUAAAGUCUCACUGAGGCACUUUGUUUUGUAAAUUGAAAUUUUUUCGAACUUCGGAAACGCUUUACAGCAUAAAAAGUUGAAAAAUAUAGUAUUUGGUUAUUUAUGUUAUUCUUUUAUUUGUAUUAUAAAAUUAUUUUAUCUGUGAUUAUUAUUUAAACUGUUUCUACUAUUAUUAUUUAAAAAUAAUUCUUUUGUUAGAUGUACUCUGUGAUAUUAAUUAAGCAUCUAAUGAACAAACUAAUUUUUAUUGACUUGUAAUCGGUUUGAGGUAUCCUUAAGAAUUAUUUCUUAGAAUUUUUAAACUACGUACUUUAAUAUUCAAUUAAACCAAAUAAAUUUAAAUUUAGAAUUAUUGUGCUUUUAUCGGUUGAGAAUUCUACUAGAGAGCAUUUUAAAUCAUUUGUGAAGAUUGUGAAGUUUUUAAAAUUUUACGAAAUAUUUGUAUGUGUUUUUUGAAUAAAAUGUUUUUA